GAUUGUUCUGAAGAAGUUCUGAAAUAAGAUGCGCCUGACGGCAGACAGCGUUCUCUGCCUCUGCAGAGCAAAAUUCAAGCAUCAGGUGGAAUUGUGGGAGGUUGGCUGGCCUCCCCCUCCAAAACCCAAAGUGUUAUUUUCUCACUUUCUUUCCACCAGCCUCCGUCCACCCCCCUCCUCUUUCCACUCCCAUAAAGUCCAGAAGAGUCCAGCGAGUUGAAGAUGAAGAUCGUUUGCAGAGACUGAUGGCUUCCUAGUCGCAAACUCAAGCCCUCAAACGUCAUGGCGCGGAAAGAGGCUGCGCGCCAUGUCGUCUUUGUCCUGCUGGUCGCCGCCGUACGCUGUCAAGUUAACCCAGAAAUGUGUCGCUAUCCUCUGGGUAUGACUGGUGGGCAGAUUCAGGAUGAGGACAUCUCCGCUUCCAGUCAGUGGUCUGAGUCAACUGCUGCAAAAUUUGGGAGGCUCGAUUCGGACAACGGUGACGGCGACGGGGCCUGGUGUCCUGACGUUUUAGCCGAAUCUGACGGGCUUAAAGAAUACCUCCAGGUGGACCUCCGCUCGCUGCAUUUCCUCACGCUGGUGGGCACGCAAGGGCGCCACGCUGACGGCAUGGGGAAUGAAUUUGCCCAGCGAUAUAGGAUCAAGUACAGUCGCGAUGGCAUUGAUUGGCUGGGAUGGAGUGAUCGGAAGGGGCGACAGGUCAUUGAGGGCAACAGGAACGCAUACGAUGUGGUGCUGAAGGAUCUGGAACCUCCCAUCAUCGCUCGAUACGUGCGCUUCAUGCCAGUGACCGACCACUCUUUGAUAGCGUGCAUGAGAGUUGAGCUCUACGGUUGCGAAUGGCUCGAUGGUCUGAUGUCUUACACCAUCCCAGAGGGGCACCAAAUGCUCUAUCGAGGCCUGGAUGUCUACUUCAAUGACUCGGCGUAUGACGGAGCAGCAGCGGAAAAAAUGAGCAAGGGUCUGGGCCAGCUGACGGACGGAACUUGGGGUCUGGACGAUUUUCUCCACAGUCACAUCCACGGCAUGUGGCCGGGGUACGACUACGUGGGCUGGAGCAACAGGAGCUGGCCCAAAGGUUACGUGGAAAUGACUUUUCAGUUCGACCGCAUCCGAAACUUCACUUCCGUCAAGGUUCACUGCAAUAACAUGUUCAGCCGAGGGGUCCGGAUGUUCAGACAGGCCACCUGUUAUUUCCGCUCGGGCUCCGACUGGGAGUCUGAGCCCAUGACCUUCAGGCCUCCCGUCGACAAUGUGAGCCAAAGCGCCCGUUUUGUCACCGUGCCCCUCGGGGACCGCACCGCCGUGGCCAUCAAAUGCCGUUUUCACUUCAGUGACCUCUGGAUGCUGUUGAGCGAAGUGGCCUUCCAGUCAGGUGCAACGACAUCAUGUCUUUCUGUCCAUUCCUUCUUUUUUUUUUUUUUUUUUUCUUUGCGGCUGGUGAUGCUGUCGCCUCCAUCUUCAUCUUCUCCCCCGACAGGCUCAGCGGUGUACAACACAUCUUUGACUCCCCGGAAGCAUGGGCAUCCAACUAACACACUACCGGGGGACGACCCAACUCACAAAGUGGAUGACAGCAAUACAAGGAUCCUGAUUGGCUGCUUGGUGGCCAUUAUCGCGAUCCUUUUGACCAUCAUCGUUAUCAUCUUGUGGCGGCAGGUGUGGAAAAACAUGCUUGAGAAGGCAUCGCGGCGAAUCCUCGAUGAGGAACUCACGGCACGUCUCGCGGUUCAGACGAGGGCCUUUUCCUUCCAGCACUCAUCCACGUCCUCUUCUGUCUCCACCUCCAACUCCACCUAUGAGAGGAUCUUCCCGCUUUGCUCCGACUACCAGGAGCCUUCCCGUCUCAUCCGGAGACUGCCCGAGUUUGCGCAUUUCGCCGAGCACCUGGGUUGCAUUGAUUCCUUGCGCGCGUCAGGACCGAGCAGCUCCUACGGGGUUCUCGCAGCGGCCGGCGCUUCGGACGGCGCCCCCCACUAUGCAGAGGCGGACAUUAUCAGUCUGCAGGGGUCCGGCAGCAACAGCCGAUCCAUCACGGCUGUCAGCCUCCAUCUCCUCGCCGGCGGUGGCGGGGACGCGGACGCGGCGGCCUCCGUGAAAGAGUUCCCCCGAGACAAGCUCACAUUCAAAGAGAAACUGGGAGAGGGGCAGUUUGGAGAGGUGCACUUGUGCGAAGCAGAAGGCAUGCGGGCCUUUUUAGACGGCGAGUCGUCCGGAGAAGGGUCAAACCAAGCACCCCUACUUGUAGCUGUUAAAACGCUGCGAGAAGAUGCCAACAGGAACGCAAGGAACGAUUUCCUGGAGGAGAUCCGAAUCAUGUCUCGCCUGAUGGACCCCAACAUUGUCCGCCUGCUGGCCGUAUGCGUGGACACCGAGCCUCUUUGUAUGAUCACCGAGUACAUGGAGAACGGAGACCUCAACCAGUUCCUCCGACUAAAAGAGGAAGGUCGGGAGGAGAAAGCAGACGAGAGGAUGGUCAGCUACAGCAAACUGAUAGACAUGGCCGUGCAGAUAGCCUCCGGUAUGAAGUACUUGAACUCUCUCAACUUUGUCCAUCGUGACCUGGCCACACGAAACUGUUUGGUGGGGAAGAACUACACCAUCAAGAUUGCCGAUUUCGGCAUGAGUCGCAACCUCUACCGCGGGGACUACUACCGGAUCCAGGGCCGAGCUGUACUGCCAAUCCGCUGGAUGUCUUGGGAGAGCAUUCUGCUGGGCAAAUUCACCAUGGCUAGCGACGUGUGGGCUUUCGGGGUGACUUUGUGGGAAAUCUUGACUCUUUGCAAGAAGCAGCCUUACGCCCACCUCUCUGAUGAGCAGGUGAUUGAGAACACGGGCGAGUUCUUCAGGGACCAUGGCAAACAGGUCUAUCUGCCACAGCCACCUUGUUGUCCCGACGGCCUGUAUCAUGACCUGAUGUUGACUUGCUGGAGGAGAAAUGCCAAACAGAGGCCGAGCUUUCAGGACAUACACAGUCAGUUGGUGGAGCACUUGGCAUAAAAGAUGUCCGUUUUGUCUGCGAAGCACAACUUGCAGGGUCUGCUUUGUGCAAAUGUUGAGUGACAAUCAACCCUGCAAAUGUUAACCAGUUGUUUUGAGCUAGUUGGUGACCAUGGGACUGUGUAUUUUAUAAAUUGGCAACUGAAUAUACCUUUCGAUAUACUGUUCUCAUAUUAAAUUACUCAAUGUAUUUAUUAUUUUGUACUUUGGUGUCUUUAUAGGUUAGUGUUAUUAUGAUGGGGGUUGAAAGUAUUUGUCGAGCUUUUAUAAUGUAUUUUCAUGAAUCAUAUUCUGUAUAAUCUUUUACUAAUUUGUUGCUGUAUAGAAAUAAAUGAAGGUGUAAAAUAUAAAUUGUCUAAUAAUGAAGCGACAUUCUGACCUGCUUGAUAAAAUAGCUCUUUUAGUUGGUCAAGGCGACUAUAUUAGAUAGAAACAAACAUUCGUAAAAGGUGUGGAUUUAAACAUUUGAAAUAAAGUGAUUUUC
Messenger RNA from Syngnathus acus (greater pipefish), 3484 nucleotides. RefSeq names its product discoidin domain-containing receptor 2-like. Bases 283 to 3000 code for a protein of 905 amino acids. Gene Ontology annotation, molecular function: ATP binding; collagen binding; protein tyrosine kinase collagen receptor activity. Gene Ontology annotation, biological process: positive regulation of kinase activity; multicellular organism development; cell surface receptor protein tyrosine kinase signaling pathway. The transcript has 16 exons. Gene Ontology annotation, cellular component: signaling receptor complex; membrane. Lineage: Eukaryota; Metazoa; Chordata; Actinopteri; Syngnathiformes; Syngnathidae. The record is from RefSeq and is a predicted model, not a curated record.